CAAAGCUGAGAGACUGAGGGGCUUGGAGGUGGAGUCCAGGUCAGGUCAGGUCCUCAGAGAUGUGUACUCCCAGCCACCAGUUUUACCACUUGCCUCCUGAAGUCCACAAUCAGUUUGGGUUCUUCUCCUCAUCACGGCAGGCAUCGUCAUGAGUAUACCAGGACUUGGACAUGGACUUGGGGUACUACAGAAAGGUGGACGUUCCGGACCAUGCGCACUACAUCAUAGCCUUCUUUGUGGGAGUCAUCGGGGCUGUGGGUGUCAUCGGAAAUGCACUUGUCUUGUACGCAUUCUUCUGUAACAAAAAACUACGCUCUACACCAAACUACUUUAUUGUCAACCUUGCUGUGAGCGACUUCCUCAUGGCCAUCACCCAGUCGCCCAUCUUUUUCAUUAAUAGUUUGUAUAAGGAGUGGGUGUUUGGAAAAACAGGGUGUAAGAUUUAUGCCUUCUGUGGUGCUUUGUUUGGCAUCACUUCCAUGAUUAACCUGGUGGCCAUCUCCAUCGACCGCUACAUAGUAAUCACCAAGCCACUGCAGGCAAUCAGGUGGACCUCUAAGCGUCGAACGCUCAUUAGCAUCCUGCUAGUAUGGAUUUACUCACUGGCCUGGAGUUCAGCACCCUUGCUUGGAUGGAGCUCCUAUAUCCCAGAAGGCCUCAUGACUUCCUGCACCUGGGACUAUGUCACUUCAACUCCAGCUAAUAAAAGCUACACGCUCAUGUUGUGCUGCUUAGUCUUUUUUAUCCCGUUGGGCAUCAUAUCUUACUGCUAUGUCUUCAUGUUUCUAGCUAUUCGUAAAACAAGCAGAGAUGUAGAGAGCCUGGGUACACAGAUGAGGAAUACCACACUGGUUCAACAGCAGUCCAUGAAAAGAGAGUGGAAACUGGCGAAGAUUGCCUUUGUGGUCAUUGUCGUGUAUGUGCUGUCCUGGUCACCCUACGCCUUUGUCACUCUCAUCGCCUGGGCAGGGUACAGCAGCAUCCUGACACCGUAUUCCAAGGCAGUGCCUGCAGUCAUAGCUAAAGCCUCUGCCAUUUAUAAUCCUUUCAUCUAUGCUAUCAUCCAUGCCAAUUACAGGGACACUCUGGCUGAGAAUGUGCCAUGUCUGCACUUUUUGAACAAGCCUCCACGUAAGCAGUGUGUCCCCGGUUUAAACAGUGAUUUUUCAUUAAAGAAUUCAGUCCUCAGCAUGCAAUCUUCUGGGUCAAGCUCAAAGUUUCAAUCAAUGACUUCAGUGUUCACUGGACACACAGUUUUUAAUGAUGCUAUGUUGGAUCAAUUGGCCCAGCAAUCUUCAUUGCUCAGAAGUUCUCAAUCGGAUACCCAAAUUAUCGAGAAGGAGCAGAGAAAUCAUAUUCAGAAGGAAAUUAACUUCAAGAAUUACCUGGCUCAAGAGAAGCCAAUCAUCUUAGAUGGAAUCUCACUGAGCAUCUGUGACCAAGAUCUGCUGGAGUCAGCAAACAUGGCCAUCAUGCCUCUUCUCAUGAGAAGCCAAGGACAGGACAACAAGGAAGACAGUGGGCAGGAGAAAAAAAUCAUUUGAACACCAGAAGAACUGUUUAACGGCCUUCAGCAUAAAACCACAAAACCCCAAAGACAUAUAAGAACACAGGGAUGCCAGAUCUCAUCAGCAGUCAGGCAUUACCAGGUUACUCAGGGAUUGAUCUGUUUAAGGAUACCAGGAGAAGUGAAAGAAUAUGGUUGCUUAGACCAGAGAGGUCAACCUUCUGCUGGUAAAGCUGAAACUGUUCUCAAUAGUUUCCUUGGAGUUUCUUUGCCUUUACUAAACACAAUCCUAGAUCUAACUCUACUCAUCCAAAUUUUUGGUUUGUCUAAAUUAACAGACUUUUGAACAUGUAGCACUACAUGUUUAUACACUUUACUAACUUUUGGCAGAACUGUCUAUUGGAAUUGCAUCUGUAUUAUAUAUACCGGUAUAUCAUUCCUACUCUUUUUUUUAAUCCUUAAGUAUAUCCACUGUGUCUGACAGUAUUUACACCAUCUCAAAACAAUCAUUUCAAAUAUUUUUACUAGUAAAGAGCAAUGCAAUAAGUUAAUCACAUUAGAUGUUGUUCAAUUCUCAUUGAUUUUAUUCAGGGAAACUGUGGCAAAAACAGUAUAUAUUAUGGCAAUAUACUUAUCACAGCAGUUUCGGAAUCUUUUAGUGGAACAAGGAAGUACAAACUUUUCACAAUUUAAACAUUACUUUACCUGUCAGGGUUUUUUUUUAUUUGUAUCAUUCCUGUUUGUUCCCACUUUCAUCUGCAUAUUUAAACACCAGUGUGCAUAUGCAUUUUUUGUGGCAGACUCAGUUUUCUUAAGCACAAAAUGUAUUGAAACAAAAGUGUUGAAAAUAUAGGAAGAGAACGGCAAUUAAAAUCAAAUCCAAUUUUAUUUGUCACAUACACACAUACAGUUGAAGUUGUUGUUUGUAUUUCUGAUUUGUUUUCUGAAGGUGUACAUGUGGUUGCAACAUUUUUUUUUGUUGUUGUUACAUUUUAGGGCACAAGGGUCAGGACAAAAUCAAAAAGAAAAUACACAUAUUCUUUCUGUGUUUUUGGGUCAAAUGGAUGUCAAUUAUAGAGAAGGAAGCCUACCAUUCAUUCAUGUGUCUUCAUGUUGCACCUUCUAUUUCUCCAUAAGCUGAAAAAGUAAAAUUUCCCAAAAAAGAUGGCACCCUUGUAGUGUCUAUAAAGCUAUAUUGGCACAAUAAUCUGGUAUUUACUGGUUGCAACUUUCUGAUGUCUGACAUUUAUAGCCAUAGAUGCAAAGAAGCUGAUUGGAUUUUUAAAUAUAGUACGUUACAUGUAUGGCAGAGAUACAGUGUAUUUACAGUAUAUAAUGUACAGCAAUAGCAUAAAGAAGCAAAGUCCAAGACUGAUGUAUUGCUUUAACAAUAAAGGCAAUGAAAACCGUCCGUGUGGAAACGGAAAGUUUAAAAGCAAAACGCAAAAGUUCUGUUUGGUGUCCUGAUGAUUUACAUCAUUUAAAACACCAUAAUUAAAACAAUUACAACGAUACCUGGGUGACUAAUCACCUGAUUAAUUUAUCUAUUUAUUUGUAUUAUUUCAGUGUUCACUUCUUUAAUGCCUUAUAUAUUUUUAUUUCCUUGUUUUUAAACGUAACGUAAAAUUCAAGAAUAUGGGUAAGGCCCAGUGAAUUAUGGCAUAUGACAAUGUUAAUGAAAAAUAUUGGAAAUGUACAAACUAUGGGUCAGACAAUGGUGGUGGAACAGAAUACAGGAUAAGUAAAUAAAUCUUGCUUUAUUUACAUGACAUGAGAAAACAUUAACAGAACAAUACUUUAAUAGACAAAUAUGUAAAACCAAAGUUUAUAACGGUUAAUUAUUUCGUACAUUUUUGUUUAUAUAACUGACCUUAAAUACAACCCCAAUUUUUAAAAAGUUGGGACA
Molecule: messenger RNA, 3413 nt
Organism: Silurus meridionalis
Lineage: Eukaryota; Metazoa; Chordata; Actinopteri; Siluriformes; Siluridae
Gene: opn4xa
Product: opsin 4xa
Exons: 11
Coding region: 171-1544 (457 amino acids)
Biological process (GO): G protein-coupled receptor signaling pathway; visual perception
Cellular component (GO): membrane
Molecular function (GO): G protein-coupled receptor activity
Source: RefSeq, a predicted model, not a curated record